AAUUAUCAACUGAUACUUCUGGUAUUAGUAAAGUUUCAGAAGAAAUAGAUAUAGGAAGCAGUAAUUUUUUACAACUUUUUAAUAAAAUUGAUUACACAGAAUCUAAAAAUAAAGAUGCAACAAGAGAACUUAUUAAAAAUUAUUUCAAUUUUUAUGAAGCUAUAUAUAAUAAAUAUAAGGAGUUAAAAGCCAUUCAUAGUAAAGUAAACACUACUGCUAUUAUGAAAGAUGAGGUCAGAAAAGAAAUUCUAAAAAUAAAAUUUACUGAUAAUACUCUGCAAAGGAGAAGAAAAAAAGCUGAAAAG
Messenger RNA from Scutellospora calospora, 305 nucleotides. The record is from the annotation of a GenBank genome assembly. Lineage: Eukaryota; Fungi; Glomeromycota; Glomeromycetes; Diversisporales; Gigasporaceae.